Messenger RNA from Pseudozyma hubeiensis SY62, 2640 nucleotides. RefSeq lists its product as hypothetical. The transcript has 2 exons. Lineage: Eukaryota; Fungi; Basidiomycota; Ustilaginomycetes; Ustilaginales; Ustilaginaceae. The record is from RefSeq and is a predicted model, not a curated record. Gene Ontology annotation, molecular function: RNA binding; preribosome binding; ATP hydrolysis activity. Gene Ontology annotation, cellular component: nucleus. The coding region runs from base 1 to 2640 and encodes 879 amino acids. Gene Ontology annotation, biological process: ribosome biogenesis.
AUGAAUCGCUCAAUCACCGGCGCUUGGGCCAACCAGCGCAACAGGAUAUCGCUGAACAGCCCGCUCCCCCCUUCUUCGCCUUCUUCGAGUGCGACUGCGUCCAAUAUACCCAUCCCUCCCCCUCCCGGAUCAGCCGCAGCCGCAGCUCUGGCCAGGCAACAACAAGCCCAAGCUCAACAGAAUGGUGAAGGGUCGGCAACAAGCAACGACCCGGCGGACGCAGCCGCCGCCGCAGCGGCAUCUCCGAUAGCCAGUGGUUCAGCGCCUAGAACACGGCAGAGCUCUCCCAAUGCUACCUUGGUCGCCUCCAGCAACUCGCCCGUCAAACGCAAGUCGCGCUCUUCGCGAAUCGAUGGAAACGGCGCUGUCGGCUCCUCCGGCACAUCCUCUUCCUCGAAACGACCCAAAGGUCUUGUCUCGAAACUUAUGAACACCGCCGAGAAGUAUACCCCUCCCGCGACUCGCCUCGCUGAUCUCGGCGGCAUCUCCAAUGCUAUCGAAAAGAUCUUGGAGCUCAUUGCAAUGCCAUUGUGCCACCCAGAGAUCUACGCUCAUACCGGUGUCAAGCCACCACGAGGUGUUUUGCUGCACGGUCCUCCCGGUUGCGGUAAGACCAUGCUCGCUGGCGCUGUAGCCGGUGAGCUCGGAGUACCAUUCCUCUCCAUCUCGGCGCCCUCGGUCGUCUCUGGAACAUCAGGGGAGUCGGAAAAGACGAUCAGAGACACAUUCGACGAGGCCGCUUCGAUCGCACCCUGCAUCCUCUUCAUCGACGAGAUCGAUGCCAUCACACCAAAGCGAGAGACCGCACAGCGAGAGAUGGAACGCCGUAUCGUAGCUCAGCUGCUCACGUCGCUCGACGACCUCAGUUGGGAAAAGACAGAUGGAAAGCCAGUCAUGAUCAUCGGCGCAACAAACCGACCGGACAGUCUCGAUCCGGCACUAAGGCGAGCAGGACGUUUCGACCACGAAAUUGCCAUGGGUGUCCCAGACGAGGACGGACGCGAACAAAUUCUGCGGGUGCUCGCGCAAAAGCUCCGCCUCUCAGGCGACUUUGACUUCCGAGCUUUGGCCAAGUCAACGCCGGGGUACGUGGGUGCAGAUUUGACCGCUUUGACAUCCGCCGCAGGGAUCAUCGCAGUCAAGCGCAUCUUUCAGCAGCUCAGCGAGUCCGAUUCGCUACCGUCCAGUCUGUCAGCGGAACGUAUCUCUCAGGCUAUCGGUCUGAACGCCAGCGACAAUCAACAAGACGCAGCAGCAGCAGGCGACGUUGAUAUGAAUGAUUCCGACCUGCAGACUGCUUCCGACGGUCAAGACGGCUCUGCCUCCGCUCAGACCGCGCCUGUCGCGAACGGCGCGGUUGUAGAUGCGCCUGCCGACUCUGUGGGCCUCUCCGCCGGUGUGGCAACGCAGGCGUCAGCUGCAGAAGACGGCGCGCAGACGCCUGUAUCAACCUCUGUUGCGCCAUCGAACGUCCGCCCAUCGGCCACUUUCUUCGAUGCGCUCCCUGAGCACAUCCGCGAUUCUUCCAUCGCCUCUUUUCUGAAAAAUUAUCCUUCGCCGCUAACCGACGCGCAGCUUGCGCCUCUCGCCAUCACCAACGCCGAUUUUCUGGUGGCAUUACCGUCCGUCCAGCCUUCGUCCAAACGAGAAGGAUUCGCCACCGUGCCCGACGUAUCCUGGGCCGACGUCGGCGCUCUCCACUCGACGCGAGACGAGCUGUCUAUGGCCAUUGUGGAGCCCAUCAAACGACCCGAGCUGUUCCGCUCGGUCGGUGUUUCCGCCUCUUCCGGUGUUCUGCUCUGGGGCCCGCCAGGAUGCGGCAAGACACUUCUCGCUAAAGCCGUCGCAAACGAGUCUCGCGCCAACUUCAUCUCGGUCAAGGGGCCGGAAUUGCUCAACAAGUACGUUGGUGAAUCCGAAAAGGCAGUGCGUCAAGUCUUUGCGCGUGCACGAACUUCUUCGCCCUGCGUUAUUUUCUUCGACGAACUGGACGCCCUUGUGCCGCGCAGAGACGACUCGUUGUCGGAGAGCUCAAGCAGAGUGGUCAACACGCUACUCACCGAGCUCGAUGGUCUGGAAUCGCGCGUCCAGACGUACGUCAUCGCUGCCACCAAUCGACCUGACAUGAUCGACCCUGCCAUGUGUCGUCCCGGUCGACUUGACAAGCUGCUCUACGUCGACUUGCCAAAGCCCGACGAACGAUUGGAGAUCCUAAAGACCAUCACCAGCAAGACGCCCCUCAGUGAUGAGGUCGAUCUGCAGACUAUCGCGUACGAUGAUAAGCUUACAGGAUUCUCUGGAGCCGAUCUGGCUGCGCUUGUGCGCGAAGCUGCUGUGCUGGCGCUGAGGGAAACUAUCCUUUUCCGCAACUCUCAGCCUGCGUCGACGGUGACUCAGGUCAAGAAGGGGAAGAAGGGGGAGGAGGAAGGGGUGAGAGUGAUCGUGAUGCAAUCGCACUUCGUAGCGGCAUUGUCAAAGAUCCAGCCUUCGGUGUCUGCUCAGCAGCGACGCAAGUAUCUGUCGUUGAGACAAAAGCUGCAAGGUUCGGUGCCUAUUGAAGGCGGAUCAAGUGGGAAUGGGAGAAGGGGACGAUUCGAAGGUGAUGGCGAUGAUAGCAAUGCAGCUACGCCUGCUAGUUAA